AUGAAGAGAACUUGCCUCGAUGAAAACGCUGUUUACGCGGUUGGCGGAUACGAUGGUCACAGUAGACAUUGUUUGAAUACGGUAGAAGUUUUUGAUCUGCGAGCAAAUCGUUGGCGUGCUGGGAAACCAUUACGCGAGGUUCGAUCUGGAGCUGCAGGAGCAACUAUGAGAGAUACCGUUGAGAUCUAUAAUCCUGGGGUAGAUGAUGAUUGGGCAUUGAUUCCAAACAUGAGCGCGCCAAGACGAAAUGUGGGUCUACUUUUUGUGAAUAGCUCUUUAAUGGUUUUCGGUGGUGAUGAGGGAGAUUCUCAUUUAUUGGAUUCGAUUGAAACAUUGACAAUGGAUAUGGGUAGAGGACAACGGGCAGAGUUUGUCGGAAGAUGGCAAGUAAUAGAGUCAACACUUCCGCAACCUCGAUCAUACAGUGGAUUAGUGCUUGUCGAUAAGCCG
This is a messenger RNA of Mesorhabditis belari, 450 nucleotides long. Lineage: Eukaryota; Metazoa; Nematoda; Chromadorea; Rhabditida; Rhabditidae. The record is from the annotation of a GenBank genome assembly.